Molecule: messenger RNA, 1772 nt
Organism: Vigna radiata var. radiata (mung bean)
Lineage: Eukaryota; Viridiplantae; Streptophyta; Magnoliopsida; Fabales; Fabaceae
Exons: 5
Coding region: 1-1278 (425 amino acids)
Source: RefSeq, a predicted model, not a curated record
AUGGAUCACAUGUUCAGGAGGAACAAAAAAGCUUUUCGCAAAGGCGAACUUGAAACAGAUCAGCCACCACCUAGACUUAGUCCUUCUCAAGUGUGGAGACGAGUAAAACAUUUUCCAAAAGUUAGUGAAAGUGGUAUCAAUAGGAUAGAAGGCUUUGGAGAGUGGCAUAACUGGACAAAAAGAGGCAUUUUUUGGGAUCUUCCGUAUUGGAAGGAUAACUUACUUAGACAUAACCUGGAUGUCAUGCAUAUUGCAAAAAAUUUCUUUGACGACAUCUUUAACACGAUUAUGAAUGUCAGUGGCAAAAAAAGAGAUAAUGAAAAUGCAAGAAAAGAUUUAAGUUUAUAUUGUGCUAGAAGAGACUUGGAGUUGAAGGCUCAACAUAACGGAAGGUUGGUGAAGCCAAAAGCAAAUUUCACCAUAUCAAAAGAUGAGGCAAGAAUAAUUUGUCAAUGGACAAAGUUGCUUAAAAUGGCAGAUGGCUAUUCUUCAAACUUGGCCAUAUGUGCUAAUAUUGAUAAGUCUCUAAUUGCAUUCAUAUUUAACAGCUCAUUUCUUGUGGCAAUGCAAGUCCCAGAAGGAAGUAGUUCUGGUAUAAUACACCCGGAGUUUCCACAGUGGUUCAGAUAUCAACCAAGUCAGGAGAGGGUCCUUCGCGGCCUGAUAAGGGAAAGGCUACAAAAAAAGCCUAGAAAGCAAUUGCAGUAUGUUAUCAAGGUUCCUGACACCCCACCAUUGGCAUACGGUAGUACUCAAGCUAACGUUCGAUCAUCUCACCCACCACGCCCUACUCCGCAGCCCACACAUUCUACUAUACCAACCCCAUCCCGUACUCAACGGCGCACUUCCCCUACUAUACAACUCACUCCUUCUAUUGUACCAUCCACACCAAAUCCUAUUGUGGAUUCGACACCAAUAAUUGAUCCCUCUCCUUCUAUCCCCAGGACAUCAUCUUCUAUACCAUCUGCAAAUGUUCAGCAGCCAUCUGAUGAUCCUGAUGAUGUGAAUGAUCCUUUCCCAAAUAAUUGGCCUUCUAUUGAACCUUAUGAAAAAGGGCAGCAGAGCUGGGACAUGCUGUUUAUGUUGAUGAGGUGUUUACACAAACUCAUCUUCGGAAGGGAACAUGGACAUAUGUUGAUGAGUGGUUUCGCAAGACAAUUGAAAAUUUUUCUACUAGGCUCACAUAGGCCAGAGAGGAUAUGGGAUGUGCUCCUGAUGCUGCCUCAAGAACAAAUGCAAAUGAGGACAUCAUUAAGACCUAGUGCUGGGUUGAUGUAGUCAAGGGAAAAAAAAGGGAAGAAUUUAUGGGGCAGGACAACUUGCCUCCAAUUAUACUGCUGCAAGAGGAGUGGUAUUAAAACAUCAGCCAUCUUCAUCCAACACUACUAACCAACAUAACAUGGUCAGUAGAGAGGCUUAUGAUGAAAUAAGAACCAAAUUGGAGACUCUUGAAGAUAUGUUCAGGAAAUACAUUCCUCAGGCAGGAAUAUUGGACCCAUCAUCUUCCCACCAAGCACCUACACAACCCAUGCAGCCCACUAAUGUGCAAUCACCUAAUCAACAACAGCCUCCUGCCCAACAACAAGAAGAAGAUGAAGAAGAAACUGAUUAUGAUGAUUUUCAUGGCUAUUAGGAUUUGAUAAACUUAUAAAACUUAGUUGUUUAGUUUAAAAGCUUUAUUGAGUUUUGGUGUUUGUUUAUAUGGUAUUAAUAGUCCAUGAACUUUUUAAACUUAGUUGCUUAGUUUAAAAACAUUGGUAUUUUGACGUUUG